Notolabrus celidotus (New Zealand spotty) is the source of this 1117-nucleotide messenger RNA. RefSeq names its product beta-crystallin A1-like. The transcript has 6 exons. The coding region runs from base 93 to 683 and encodes 196 amino acids. Gene Ontology annotation, biological process: lens development in camera-type eye; visual perception. NCBI's taxonomy places the organism in Eukaryota, Metazoa, Chordata, Actinopteri, Labriformes, Labridae. Gene Ontology annotation, molecular function: structural constituent of eye lens. The record is from RefSeq and is a predicted model, not a curated record.
AUACCCCCACACACACCGACCCUGCAGACCGUUCAGUGGAACACUCCGACACACCGCUCACCAGUUAGGAUAUAACUGAAAAAGAGGACAGAAUGGCUCAAAUAAACACCAUGCCCAUGGGCCCUUGGAAGAUCACCGUGUACGAUCAGGAGUUCUUCCAGGGCAGGCGUAUGGAGUUCACCGCCUGUUGCCAGAACAUCAUGGAGUGUGGUGUGGAGAACAUCCGCUCCCUGAAGGUCGAGUGUGGCGCCUGGGUCGGCUACGAGCACUCCAGCUUCUGCGGCCAGCAGUUCAUCCUGGAGAAGGGAGACUACCCUUGCUUCGAGGCCUACAGUGGCAGCAACUCUUACCGCAUUGAGAGGAUGAUCUCCUUCAGGCCCAUCUGCUGUGCUAACCACAAGGAGUCCCGCAUGACCAUCUUCGAGUCAGAGAACAUGCUGGGUCGUCAGUUCGAGCUGAGCGACGACUACCCCUCUCUGCAGGCUAUGGGCUGGAUUAACAAGGAGGUUGGAUCCAUGCACGUUCAGACUGGAGCCUUUGUGUGCUACCAGUUCCCUGGUUAUCGUGGCCAGCAGUACAUCCUGGAGAGCGACUGCCGCGGAGGAGAGUACAAGUGUUACCGUGAGUUUGGAUCCCAGUCCCAGACUCCCCAGAUUCAGUCCAUCAGGAGGAUCCAGCACUAAGAGGGGAGCACUUCAUUCACAUUUCCUCAUCUCUUCUUCCUCCUCCACCUCCUCCUCUCCUUCCUCCUCCUCCUCUCCUCAAACCUCCAUCUCACGGCUCCACCGGUCCUGCUAGUCUUAGCAGGAUCCUGGGCCAGACUUCGGGUGCUUUCUGGUGUCAGUUGUUCACAGCACUUUUUUUUAAAGAAUCAUCACAAAAGAAAAGGAAAGAUGUGAGAAAGACAGAAAACAGGAAUGAGAAAAAGCUGAAUCAGUGUGAAAGAGAGGCCUGUUCUGCUCAGGUUGGCUACAGAGCGAUGAAAACACCUCCAACAUUUUGCUCUCAUUCAUCUCCACCUUUGGUGGCAUCAUCAUCCUCAUCAUCAUCGUCAUUGUCUGCAACAUCAACACCAUCACCAGUCUUGCUGUUACUGUGAUAUCCAUGACUGCCUAUG